AUGGAAAGUGUGGUUAAGUUUGUUGAUGUAGUGUCAGGAAAAAUUUCUAAAAAGGAUAAGAGCCAAGAUCAAAUUCUGGGAAGUAACAUAGAAAGCCAAUCAACUAUUUUUGAAGCUCCAAAAUUACUUAAGAUUGCUGAGGAAAAUAAUUUGCAAAAUAGCACUAUAACAUUUGCUAAUGGUUCCAAUGGAAAGGUAACCAAUGAAGUUGUUAAAGUUACAUCUUGGGAAAAAUUGGUUGAAAAAGAAAUGGUGACAGGGAUGCAGAAAAUGGUGAUUCAUAAUUCAACUUCAGAUAAUAAAGGCAACAUAUGGCUAUUUUGGAAUGCAAGCAUAAAACAAUCAACUAUCAUAUCAAUGUCAAAUCAGAUGGUCACUGUCAGUGUUGGUGAUGUAUUGGUUUCUGAUGAAAAAGUUGGGGGGAGAAGUCCUAACAGAACUUCAAUGUUGGAAUUCAGUGAAUGUUUAGAUAAAUGUGAAUUACUUCAAGCCCCAAAAAUAGGAAUGCAGUUUUGUUGGUCUAACUGCCAACAAGGAAGCAAAAUAAUCCUAUGUAAUUUAGACAGGGUGGUGUUUAAUCAAAAAUGGCUGCAAAAAUAUGAAGAUUGGGGAUAUAAAGUUGAUCUUAAGAUUGUAUCAGAUCAUUCUCCUUUGUUGGGAGGAUGUGCAAAUAUUCCCAGGCCACAGAGUGUACCAAGGAAAUUUCAAAAAAUGUGGAUAAGUCAUCCAGAUUUCCUGAAUGUGGUUAAGGAAAGUUGGGCUGUUGAGAUUAAUGGUGAUCCUGCUUACACAUUCAUGAAGAAGCUGAAGGAGAUAAAAAGGAUAAUUAAUGAUUGGAAUUGGAAAGUCUUUGGAAAUGUCCAUGUUAAACUUAAAGAAGCUGAAGAAAAGGUAAUGGAAGCAAUGCAAGCAUCAGAUUCCAAUCCAUUUGACUCUGAAGCAUUUGAUGUCUUAGUUGCAGCUCAAAAUGAUCAUGCAAAUAGAGAAGUUCAAGUUAAUACUCUAAUGAGACAAAAAUCAAGAAUGAAGUGGAUCAAAGAGGGAGCAGCAAAUACAAGCUUUUUUCAUACCAAUUUAAAAAAUAGAUCUUCUAGUAACUUGAUAAGUGAAUUGGAGGAUUCCAAUGGAAAUGUGAUAUCAGAUCAAGAUCAAAUUGCAGACUGUCUUGUAAAUCAUUUUAGAAAACGUUUGAAGAACAAGGUGUCAACAUCAAGGAGGAAUUAUUAG
Messenger RNA from Papaver somniferum (opium poppy), 1227 nucleotides. RefSeq lists its product as uncharacterized. Bases 1 to 1227 code for a protein of 408 amino acids. Lineage: Eukaryota; Viridiplantae; Streptophyta; Magnoliopsida; Ranunculales; Papaveraceae. The record is from RefSeq and is a predicted model, not a curated record. The transcript has 3 exons.